This is a messenger RNA of Astyanax mexicanus (Mexican tetra), 3556 nucleotides long. RefSeq names its product platelet-derived growth factor receptor-like protein. The coding region runs from base 237 to 1412 and encodes 391 amino acids. NCBI's taxonomy places the organism in Eukaryota, Metazoa, Chordata, Actinopteri, Characiformes, Acestrorhamphidae. The transcript is spliced from 6 exons. The record is from RefSeq and is a predicted model, not a curated record.
CGGUGGAGAGCAGGAAUGUGUGUGUGUGUGUGUGGUGUGUGUGUGUGUUUGACUGACGCUGCAAAACAGCUGCCUUUGAACACACACACAACCGGAUACAACCAGACCCUCAGACCUGCACUCAUUUGUCUUUGGAGCUUCACUUCUUCUCCAGCUCUGGAAUGAACUGAAAGGCAUUUGUGGAAGUACUGGAAUUCGUGUAGGUUGUUUACUGGUUGCAGUGAAGCGUCUCCACCAUGAAGCUGGCUGUGGUGCUGUUGGCUCUGCUCUCCUGCAUGCUGCUCUUUGAGCUUGGUAUGAGCCAGAAGGAUGAGCAGAAGGUGAAGCCAGCAGCAGAUAAGAAGGCGAAGGUCAAGCCUAAGGUUGAAAAGAAGGCGGCUGAGAAGAAAACCAAGGUCACUACCGUUAAACCUAAACCCAAGACCACCCCUCAGCCCCCGGCAGCUCAGACACACCUGACUCAGGUACUGCAGAGGGGGAGGUUCCAGAAGGUGGGCAACACACUUACUGUUGUGGCAGGAGACACUCUGGAGCUCAGGUGUAAGGGCAGUCCUGUACAGUGGGGCAUCCCACCUUACCUGGAAGAGGAUGACGAAGGACGACUCAGGACUGUCCAGCAUGAUCGAUAUGGUACGCUGAUUUUAGCGAACACAACCGGCGCUGACACCGGAGAGUACACCUGCUUCCCCAUGUACUGUGAGGACGUGGAGUGCAGGAAGGAGUACAAUAAAGCCGUCAAAGUCUUUGUUUUCUUCGCUGACCCACAGGAACUGUUCGUGCCCUCGGCCAACUACUACGAGAUCAUCCACCUGCGGAGCAACAGGCCCACGGUGCUGCCCUGCCAGAUCACAUCUCCGCAGGCUAAAGUCACCCUGCACCGGGAGUACCCUCCCACAGAGGUGAAGGUGGACGGAGCGGAGAUUUCCUACGAGGUCACACGAGGGUUCACCAUCCACAGACCCAAGCAGUACCACGCCGGAUCCCUGUACUGCGUGGCCAGCCUGGGCAACCUGCGGCAGAGCUCCACCAAAUACAUGCUGAUCUACGUCAACUAUCCUGCUGCCCCGCCCGCCCCCUUCAUUCAGGCCUCGUCUGACCCUGUGACUGUGGGGCAGAACCUGCAGGUUACCUGUACAGUGGUGGGAGACCAGGACGUACUGGUGGAGUUCACCUGGGAUUACCCUGGACAAACAAUCGGUCGUCCGCUCUACACUCAGGACAGUAUGCAGACAGUGCAGGUGGAUGGGCAGAGCCGGCAGCGUUCCCAGAGCGUCCUGCUGGUGGACGAGGUCAGAGAGGUGGACCAGGGCACCUACACCUGCACCGCCCAGAAUCUGGAGGGGUCACGCUCAGCCUCCACUACUGUUAAAGUAGUGCCAGCUCGCAGCGCCAACAAACCAAAGAAACCGUGAGAGGGAGACAGACAGUGGACUGUACCAUGGACCAAAUAACCAAUCAGCUUUUGUAGCUACAGUGUGUGGUUCCUUAAAGUGACAAAUCAAGAGUUUACUAAAAAUUUUCCCAUUGUAGUCAAGCUUUUAGAUACCUAAGAGUGUGCUUAAAGGUCUGCAGACACCUACUAACCCAGUGCCUAUUGAAAUGGUGCAAUAACAGCCUCUACACUUCUACAAAGCAUUAAGGGCCAAUCCCAUUUCACCCAUUGGUCCUACAACUUACCCCUACCCAUUCUUUUUCGAGUGUAACCCUUCCCCUUGGAACAGAGUUAUUUCCUGGCUUCCUGAUGGAUAACUCUAUUGCUUCAUGACUCCUGAAGUUUCAUAUUUUGCCGGCUGCUGGAAUGACGAACCUGGCUGGCAGGCUACUGUCAGUAACUAGUGGGAGGGGCUCCACUGAUUCUGAUAACAGUGUUUGGUUCUUUCCUGCACUCACCGUCACAUAAUUUAAAUGGGGUGCUUACACAGUUUGUCAUUGCAUUCAAUUCAUAACCAGUCAUUGUCUGGUGGCCCCAGUCCAGCUAGGGCCCCAGGCAAUGGAUUAGUUAGCUUGCCCUGUUGCAACGGGUUUGGUAAGAGCACUGGUCUCAUUUGGAGCAUUGUGGCUCACACCAAAGAAAAGCAUUAAAGUCUUCAUAAUAAGGGUCUCUAAUAACUGUUACACAUUAACAACCAUAUAAUAACAGUGUAACUACAGGUGAAGUACACUUUGUUACACAUUAAUUACAAUCACACAUUGUGCAAUUUCAUAACCGGUGCAACUGUAAGCAAUCUGUAACAAUGCAUACUUCAUCAGUAGUUAUAUAUUACUGUUAUUACAAUGGAUGGUUAAUGGGUAACUACCAGAGGUGGAAAGUAAUGAAUUACUUUUACUCAAAUUACUGUAAUUGAGUAGAUUUUAUGAGUAAUUUGUAUUUUUUAAGUAGUUUUUAAAAUAGGUAAUUUUACUUUUACUCAAGUACAUUUUGACACAAGUAAUUUACUUCACUACAUUGGAAAACUCCCCAUUACUGAGUAAAUAAUUAAAUGCUCGGGGAAAAAAAACUAUUGUCUGAAUAAAAAAAAAAUUGAGUUUUGUUCUCAAUGGCAGCGCAGCUGAACUUUUCCCAGCAGUGUUUAUUAUGUGUGAAUCAGCUGUGCUCGGGGGAACAGGUGUUCUGUCGAGUUAUGCUACCCAUCGAUAUGUGCUUCUUUACGGCACUGCGCAUGCGCCGACCAACAGUUUUUUUGUAUGUUUUCAUGUUUUUCAUGAUUAUUCCUAAAGUUCUUAUUGGAAACAUUAAAUAAUCUGCUUAUAUGUAAAAAAAAAAAAAAACAUGUAAAUAGCAGUUAAAGCAUAGCAAUGGCAAGUUAAAAAAUAAUAAUGAACUGUAAAACUAUAAAAAUACGGUUUAUAGACACAUAUAUGACCAUAACUUUUUAACAGUAAAGAAAAAAAUGGAUCAUAGAAACCUAUGCCACUUGUUUUUGAAAAUGUUUUAUGCGGUGGUCUGAACAAAUACUGCCUGAAAGGUCCAAAUUAUUAUUUGGAAUAAUAGUUCAUUAAAAAUAAUUAAUUUAUGAUUAGUACUUUUUUACGUCAAAUAAUUAAAAGUAACUAUGUAACUUUUACUUAAAGUAAAUUUUAAAUUGAGUACUUUUUUACUUCUAUUCGAGUAGAUUUUUAGAUGGGUACUUUUACUUUUACUUGAGUAGAAUUUUAGCAAAUAAUGGUACUUUUACUUAAUUACAAUUUUUCAGUACUUUUUACACCUCUGGUAACUACACAGUUAUUAUAGUGAGACCAAAUGCUAUUUUUUGCUAAUUACAUUGUAGUUACAAAUCGUAUUUUUAAACUACAGAAAAUGCUAACUUUUUCAUCAAAGAAUUUUAAUAUGAUUUACCAGAGAAACAUUCUGUAACAUUGUUUUGAGAAAUCCCUUUUGUGUAUUUUUAAAUCUGUAAUCUAGUUGUUAUAUGUUGAUAUUUGUGCUGCUGAUGUGAGCUACAAUCAUUAUUGUUAUCAUAAGCAACCCGUUUUAACUGUAAACACUGUAAAAGUUUUGCACUUCUUUGAUGUGAAAUUUCAAAAUGUGCCAAUAAAACAUAUUUCUACCCUUUUA